AUGGAACUGAAGGUGGAUGAGCAUUUUUCUUUUAUCCAAAGGACUAUCCACACAAAGAACCUUCUGUAUUACCUGACUGAGCCAUCCAGACUUAAUACCAUAUACUGGUCUGUGAAUUCCCUGUCGAUGUUAGGAAUGGAGGAAGUGGAGGAGAUGAAGAGUAGAGUUGUCGAUUAUGUUAUGAGAUGUAGGAAUGAGGAUGGAGGGUUCGGGGGAUGUGCAGGAUACUCCUCGAACAUAACGAGCACAUUUAAUGCAUUGCAGAUACUCUACAUCUAUCGCAUCCAUUACAGUGAUAGAAGCACUGUGUCAUUUAUAUCGAAGCUACUACAACCUGAAGGGUACUUCUACAACGACAUCUAUGGAGAGAUAGACACUCGAAUCAAUUGCUGUGCCGUGCUGGGGUUACACCUACUAUCUCUCCUCGAAAAGGGUGACUUCGAUUCCAAAAGCCUAUCAAAUCCCAUAUGUGGCGAAUUUCUAUCCGAGGUUGGCAUUGACACAAAGGCGAUUGUUCUAUACACUCAGAGAUGCUACAACCUGGACGGAGGAUUUGGCGCGGUUGAAGGUGCUGAAUCCCAUGCUGCACAGGUGUUCUGUUGUCUGAGUACGCUAAGAUCGCUCGGGGCCCUUGGAUCGGUAGAUGUGGAGGGAGUGACAAGAUUCAUAGCAAUGAAGCAGACGAGCUCAGGAGGCCUUUCAGGAAGGGUAAGCAAGAAAGAAGAUGUUUGCUAUUCCUUCUGGGCGUACUCUUCCCUUGUGCUUAUUGGAAGAGAAAGCCAUGUGAAUCAAAAGGAACUUGCAAAGUUCAUAUUUUCGUGCCAAGGGCGGUCCGGUGGGUUUUCUGACAGGCCCGGGAACGAGGCAGACCUGUAUCACCUUAUGUUUGCCCUGGCAGGGCUUUCGUUGCUGGGCUAUAAGGGGGUUAAAAAGAUUGAUCCUGGGUUUGGGCUAUAG
Encephalitozoon hellem ATCC 50504 is the source of this 957-nucleotide messenger RNA. RefSeq names its product prenyltransferase subunit beta. Lineage: Eukaryota; Fungi; Microsporidia; Unikaryonidae. The record is from RefSeq and is a predicted model, not a curated record. Bases 1 to 957 code for a protein of 318 amino acids. Gene Ontology annotation, molecular function: Rab geranylgeranyltransferase activity. Gene Ontology annotation, biological process: protein geranylgeranylation. Gene Ontology annotation, cellular component: Rab-protein geranylgeranyltransferase complex. The transcript has a single exon.